AUGUGCGAGAAGUCGAUGGAUGCAGGUCCCCCCGGGCCUCCAGGCAAACGCGGCAAGAAGGGCAAGAAAGGCGACCCCGGCGAACCAGGCCCCCCGGGGUUAAUGGGUGCACCAGGCAAGAACGGAUUUCCGGGGCCAAUCGGACUGGACGGGCCUAAAGGAGAUCCAGGUCGGCCGGGUGACAAAGGUCAAAAAGGCGAACUGGGCAGUCCUGGCUUCGACGUAUUUGCAGCAGUGAAGGGCCUGCAGGCAGCCGGCCACAACAUCUCCGCCCAGUCCAUCAUACAGCUUAAGGGUGAGCCGGGUGAGCCAGGGCCUCCCGGGCCGCCCGGCGCGGCUGGCGUGGCCGGCGCGGCGGGCGGCGAGGGACGCGCGGGCCCGCCGGGGGCGCCCGGCCCGCCGGGGCCCCAGGGCGCCCACGGCGACCCCGGCCCGCAGGGGCCGCCGGGCCCACAGGGCACCACGGGCCACAAGGGCGACAAAGGCGACAAGGGCGAGCGUGGCUACACCACGACGUUGAAGGGCGACGCAUUCCCCACCGGCAUCAUCGAAGGCCCCCCGGGACCCCCCGGCCCACCCGGCGCUGAGGGGGCGCGCGGGGAGCGCGGCGCGUCCGGCCCGCCCGGCCCCCAAGGCGAGCGCGGAGCGCGCGGCAAGCGCGGCAAGAGGGUACGCCUGCACCCACCACUACAGUCUACAUUC
Iphiclides podalirius (scarce swallowtail) is the source of this 702-nucleotide messenger RNA. Lineage: Eukaryota; Metazoa; Arthropoda; Insecta; Lepidoptera; Papilionidae. The record is from the annotation of a GenBank genome assembly.